GACGGGAAAUGCUUUGAAUACUUGUGACAUGGCUGCGCGCAUUGAUUGCCAAGAUUGACAGCGGCUCUACCCAUCGUCUUCUCUUGUCUGAGCGAGCGAGAGAGAGCGAGGGAGAUAGAGAACAGGUAGGCGAACAACAAAAGGCACUUGUAGUUUUGGACAGCUGAACUUCACAGGAGAGAGUGUGUACGGGAUCCCCUCACACAAGCCGCGUGUGAGUAGACUUAAGUUUUCGCUCAACAGAUAGCUCAGAGAUCAUUUUCCACAAAGUGCAGCCGAGUCGAGCGGUCUUCGCGCACGGGAACGGACGCACGCUUGUCUUCUCCACGGCUCGGAUCGUCAAGGUUAUUUACAUGAAUUCAAAAUCAACUGACCAGUGAUCGCUGGAAGCUGGGGAUUAAGUCUUUCAGUUUUUAACCCCACACGCUGACAUGGAGGGCUUUCUACGUAGCAGCUUUUUACUGAGCAGAGUCAUGUCUUCCAAGCAAGCCACGUCUCCUUUCGCCUCCGUGGUUGAUGGGGAUGAUGCCAUGAGUCAGGAGCACUUGUCUUGGGAGAAAGAGGAGAGUGCCGAGGCCCAUGGCACACCGCAGCUGCCCCUACACAGUCUGCUCCAUGGAAAAGCCCAUCCCGAUGAAAUGCAGCCACUCAGCAGCGUUCCGCCAGAGAGCGACUGGGACAGCCUGGUCUCAGCCCAACAGCGUAUGGAAUCUGACAGCAAUAAGGUAUGCUCCCUGUACUCCUUCCGGAACAAUUCUACUUCCCCACACAAGCCGGAGGAGGGGGCCCGGGAGCGAAGUGACCUGCUGAGCGGAUCAGCGUUUGGAACUCCAGAGCGCCGCAAAGGAAGCCUGGCAGAUGUAGUGGACACGCUGAAGCAGAAGAAGCUGGAGGAGAUGACAAAGACAGAGCAAGACGAAUCCUCAUGCAUGGAGAAACUUCUUUCUAAAGACUGGAAAGAAAAGAUGGAGAGGCUCAACACCAGCGAACUUUUGGCAGAAGUAAAAGGUACUCCAGAGAGCCUGGCAGAAAAGGAACACCAGCUCUCCACAAUGAUCACCCAGCUGAUCAGCCUGCGAGAGCAGCUUCUGGCUGCCCACGACGAACAGAAGAAGCUCGCCGCCUCACAGAUGGAGAAACAGAGGCAGCAAAUGGAGUUAGCUCGUCAGCAGCAGGAGCAGAUUGCAAGACAACAGCAGCAGCUUCUGCAGCAGCAGCACAAAAUCAACCUCCUCCAGCAGCAGAUCCAGGUCCAGGGUCACAUGCCUCCGCUCAUGAUCCCCAUUUUUCCACACGACCAACGCACUCUGGCAGCAGCCGCCGCCGCCCAGCAAGGCUUUCUCUUCCCUCCGGGAAUGUCUUAUAAGCCAGGUGAUAACUACCCAGUGCAGUUCAUUCCAUCCACAAUGGCAGCUGCAGCAGCGUCAGGACUCAGCCCCCUCCAGCUUCAGCAACUGUAUGCCGCCCAGCUUGCCAGCAUGCAGGUCUCUCCUGGAGCCAAGAUGCCUCCACUCCCCCAGCCCCUCAAUGCAAGUGGGCCCAUUUCCCCCUCCUCUCUGAAGAAUGACAAGAGUUCCUCCAGCCCCAUCACUCAAGUCAAGGAGGAAGGAACACAGCCGCUAAACCUGUCUGCUCGGCCAAAGACGACAGAACUGGUCAAAUCCCCCACAUCCCCGACACAAAACCUGUUUCCCGGCAGUAAGAACAGCCCCAACAGUCUUGUCGGCAAGGGUGGUAUUCCCAGCCCACUCGGAGGAGGCCUGGGACGGGGCUCAUCUCUGGAUAUUCUGUCCAGCCUUAACUCUACCGCACUGUUCGGGGACCAGGACACGGUGAUGAAGGCAAUCCAGGAGGCUAGGAAAAUGAGGGAGCAGAUCCAGAGGGAACAGCUUCAACAUCACCAGCAGGGCAUGGAGGCGAAGCUGUCCGCCCUCAGUUCAAUGGGCCUCAACAACUGCAGAGUUGACAAGGAGAGGACGCAUUUUGAGAGCAUUGGGCACCACCUUGGCAAGCUGGGUGAGGAAGGAAAGAUCGGCCACAGAGUUAUUGACCUCACCAGGCCAGAGGAUCUAGAUGGAGGCGCUGGAUCUACUGAGGCACGAGUCUUCAGGGAAUCUCGAGGAAGGAACAGCAACGAACCCCACAUUAAAAGGCCGAUGAACGCAUUCAUGGUGUGGGCAAAGGAUGAGCGGCGCAAGAUCCUCCAGGCCUUCCCCGACAUGCACAACUCCAACAUAAGCAAGAUUUUGGGUUCUCGGUGGAAGGCCAUGUCUAACCAGGACAAGCAGCCAUACUAUGAGGAGCAGGCCCGUCUGAGUAAGCUCCACCUAGAGAAGUACCCAAACUACAAGUACAAGCCGCGGCCUAAGAGGACCUGCAUUAUUGACGGUAAAAAACUCCGCAUUGGAGAGUACAAGCAGAUGAUGCGCUCACGGCGACAAGAGAUGAGACAGUUCUUCACUGUGGGACAGCCACCGCAGAUUCCCAUCACUACCAGUGCCAGUAUGGUCUACCCUGGGGCCAUCACCAUGGCGACCACCACACCCUCACCUCAGAUGACGUCAGAGUGCUCGAGUGCGUCAGCGAGUCCUGAGCCAUCCAUUCCUGUUAUUCAGAGCACCUACAACAUGAAGCUAGAGCCCAAUACCAUGGCAAACAACAGUGAGCCGGUCAAUGGCGAGGAUGAGAUGGACAUGUAUGAGGAUUUUGAGGAUGAGCCCAAAUCAGACUAUAGCAGUGAAAAUGACACACAAGAGCCAGUCAGCGCCAACUGAGACCUCUUUAAUUGAAGAGGCCAAUGCAGACACAGCAAUCAUACAGGAGGACACCCAGAGGGCUGGUCUGAUCUGAGGGAGGGAAAGAGCAAAAGAAAACAAAAACUACACCACAAAGGUUUAAAAAUGUUUUAAAAAAAUAACAACGAUGUAUAAUUUAAGAGCCAGCAUGCAGAUGUGGCUUCAUCAGAAUCAAAAGCUAUUUGGUCUUAAGUGUUUCUUCAAGUGUGUGAAGCAGUUUGGUUGUGGUAAUUUAGAUUUUUUUUUAUCUCAUUGUUUUGUUUUGUUUUCCAUUGAGAUCAUGGACAUUUACACAAUUAGGUUACUGCCUAGAACAAAAGACAGAACUUGAAAUUUAACAUUUGACAUAUAUAUCAAAUAUCAAUAUUUGAUAUAAGAUUUGAAUACUUACAUUAAUUUAACUUGUUUUCCUCUUCAAUUAGAUGACUUUGAUAUAUUACAUAAUUGUUCAAGAUGGGAAUGAUAUACUCACUCAGGUAUAGUGUGCCAGCCAACAGCUUGUGAAUGUUUUAAAUCAAGAGUAAAAUAUUACCAGUACAAAAUAUCUCCAAAUUCAUAUGGGGUGAUUUCAACUUAUUACAGAGGGAAAUUACACAUUAUUAUUAUUAUUAUUAUUAUUAUUAAAUAUUAUGUUUUUGUUGUGGUUGUUAUUACACAAAAUUUAGUGCAGAAGUGCCAAACAUUUCAAGUUGUUUCUAAAAUCUGUAAAGUUUUUUGAGAGAGGCUUUGUGAGUCUUAGACAAUCUCUUGAUCUCUUAAUGCAGCUUCAUUAUCCAGUCUUUCUUUAAUUUACCCUAACAGAAUAAACAAAUGUAACUCAGGAACUUGGAGGCAGCAGGAUCUGCAGGAGGUUACAGUAUGUGACAUCUUUGCUUGGUAGCUUGUGAUGCUAGCUGUUCUCCAGGGAGCCCAAUGCAGUGAUCAUCAAUUAAACCGGCCAGCUCUUUCAAUUGCUCAUCCCAGUCCACACAGAGCACUGUGGCAUCCUUCACUCAUUUCCAGCUCUGCAACCCAGUCUGACUCACCAAGUUCUUAAUCAGAGUGAUUGUAAUCAGGCCAGAAUGCUAAAGGGCCAAAGGCCUCCAAUCUGUGGGAUUGGAACAGCAGUGAAAGGCAGCUUUGGGGGCAUUACAAUCUCAAAUUGAUGUUGUACAAUGUGUAGCUACAGUAUGUUCUGUUAAACGCUUUAGCCCCAUUUGGACGGCAAGUUUAAAGUCUUAGGUCUUAGAACUUUUUUUUUUUCCAAUCUUAAUUCUGUUUAGACAUUGUAAAUCUUAAAAUGACACUAAGAAGUCUUAAAGCAGAGCAUAGUCAUCGGGUUGAUGCAAUGAGUUGAUUACUGAAGCAGUCUUAAAAGAAGUGACAGUUUUUGAGGAUAUUCCCAAAAACAGACAGCAAAGGCUAAAAUUAUAUGUUUCUUUAAUUACCUAGUCAUAUACAUAUGAUGACACAGAUUCUUGCAUGAGUGCACUUACAUAAAUUCUCUUCUGUCACCUUUGAGCCUUAUUUUGUUAUUUCCAGUAAUCUUAUCAGCUUUUGGAAUGCACUUAUCUCUUUCAUUUAAAGAAGACAACAUGCAAUGACUCAGAAACAACAAAGACAAAGUCUCUAUCCUAAUUUCAGCUAAAACGCUGACAAGCGGUGACCUUCUGGAGACUGCAGCUAGAUAAAGUUCCUCUAGCGGUCAAGGCCUUGAUGUUGGGACUCAGAUCCUCUUUACAGGGCAGAAGGUCUAAGUGGCUCCCCUCCCUGCCAUGCCCUGCUCUGACCCCUGCCUGUGGCAACCUCAGCACCCAGGGGGCGCCAUCUGGCACAGAGAAGGAGAAAACACCAGGGAGGGAUGGGAAACAAUAAAAAUGGGGUGUGUGUCAGUCAUUGUGCUUUCCAUCAAAGUGCUGGAAGUAAGGCCUCAACAGGGCUCCCACCCUGGCCCAAUCACCAGGCACUGGUGAGCAGAUGGAACAAGUACAUCAAGCUGUGGGGGAUUAUUAAAAUGACUGACGACUGGGUAUCAUCUGAAAUACAGCAUUAUUAAUGCAUGAGUCCAGCUAUUCCCCUCCGUUGCCCUUGAACCUGUCCAUUUCAGAAAUAGAGAAGAGAUUUUUGAAGGAUCUGAAUGGCUGGUCACUGUAUUCAACUGGUCAAGAUCCCCACUUGCUGGUCACUGCAUUUUUCUCCUAGCACUAAUUGGUACAGAUGGCUCUUUAUAUCUCUUUAGCACUGUUAUCUUCUGUCCUCUUAUUGUCAAUACCCAUUCAGUGUUGGCUUGCAUUGUUUCUACUUUUUGGAAGCAUUUAUAUUAAGUCUUGUAGGUUUUUUUUAACCAUCUCAUUAAUAAUUCCUUUUUUUUUUUCCACCACAUCUUUUCUACAUUGUUCUCAUUUUGAGGUACAAAAUAUUUUAAGGAUGCUCUCCUACAAACAAACCCAAGUGGAUUUCCCUCCAAGUCAACCUGUUUGGUAUUUUUAAGCUGUUUGCUCCUGUUUGCUGGUGGUUAGAUUGAUUUGUAUGUGACUGUAAAUAUUUUCAUGACCACGCCACAUUGCUUUAGUUGGCUGGUAGUUAAAAAGGACUCUUCACGGAACUGAAACUUGACUAUGGUUAUAUAGCAAAAAAAGACCAAAAAAAAGAAAAAAAGAAAGAAAAAAUGACAACAAGAACUCACGAGGAGACGAUGUUUCAUAAGUGUUACAAGCACUGGAUAUAAAUUGUAUUUUUAUCAAUUCUGAUUAAUGUGAAGCUGUUUGAGGAAAAACACCAUGAAUGAACAAAAAUUCCCCAGUUGGACUCAAGUGGGUUUGCUCUCACAGUUGCCAGAUUUGAGUCAUUUUUUUUGUCUACUUAUUUUGUUUAUUUAUGCAAAGACACAUAUGAUGAAUGAACACUUUCUUUAAGCUUCAGGGCUGCCUAGGAGAGACACUCAGCACAAGAAAGUGAGCAGAAAAUUCAACAGCAGGCUUGGUUAGCCGUGAAACACCAGACUUCAGCCUUCAGUGCAUUGUAUAUUGUAUUUGAAACUGUAGAGUAUCAACAUAUUGUAUUUAUUAUUAGCCACUGCUGGCUCUAAAAUUGUCAGUAAAACAACAACAUGGACAAUCAUAGAAAAAGAAAAAAAAAACAUGUUUGAUGAAUUGGAGCUAAAAUGGUUUUCAGUGAAUUCACCAUCUCAUUUAGAUUUUAUUGUAAAUAUAACAUAGGAAAUAUAUUUUUGUUCAUUAGUGAAGUAUAAGUUAUGUAUUUGGCUGUUCUAUUUUAUUUUCUUUUUAUGUUUUAUUUUUGUACAUGAUUUCAUGUUUUUAAAACCUGACAAGUCACUGUACCUCAUGUAGAUGCUGAAUUUUUCUGCUAAUUGGAAGAGAGCAGUUUUGAUAAUCUUCCCUGGACUAUUCAAAGAACCAAUCGAGAUAAAAAGCUAUACUCAUUAGACUUGUUAACAUAGGAGUCAUUUCAAGUAAGGUACUCAUUUAAACAACAAGCACUUGAUGUAAAAGAAUUAUUCAAUCUUUUUUUCCCAAUCAUGAUGCAAUCUAAAUGGUAUGCUGUACAUCCUCACUUGUGUUUUGUGUUAAUUACAGCACUCAUAUUAUGUGGCAAAUUUCUUAUGAGGAGCUGAUAUCAUCCUAAAAAAUCUGCAUGCACGUGGCUUGCAUUUACAUUAUAAUAAACAAAGGUGUUCUAUUUAUGAAUGACUGUAUCAAACACAAGUGAUGUUUUCAGAUUUUUUUUUUUUUGAAAGGUGGGAGCGUGCAAAUAUUUAUUUGUUUUAAUGUGGCAAAACACACCAACAUAGUGCCGUCUUUUUUAGUUAAUUCUCUCCUUGCCAUCUUUUUGUAUGUUGCUGAUUUUUAACGAACGUGUUCAUAACUAUCCAGCCAUCCGCAAAUGUAGCCCUCACAAUUGUUUUCUCUUAAUCCACUUGUUAUACAUGCAAAUGGUUUGAAUGAACAACUGAAGACAAAAGCUUGUAUGCUGUUUCAACAUUACUUACUGUAAUUAGAUUUUUUUCUGUCUGAACUUUGUGAUGUAUUUGGUGGGAAUGUUCUCUGUGUUAAUUUAAUCAGCACAAUUCACUGACAUGCUGGACUGACAUGCUAGCUGCUGUUCAGAAGUGUAAAAUUUGUUGUUCAGGGCAACAUUUAUAGUUGUCUUUGGUACUUUGCUUUUUAGAGUUGUCUCUCAAGCAACACUGUGUGUGGCUCUUCUAUCACUGGAGCCAUUGUUUUGAAAUUGCUGGCAGCCUGAUACAAUUUUCUGCGUAGAAACCUUUUUUUUUUUUUUGUUUGUUUGUUUUUUUUUGUUUGUUUUUCCUGGCAGGUACCUAGGCCCAUGGCAAGUAUUGUUUGGGUGUUAUUAGAGAAAAUGAAAUACAUAGUGUCUGUUGCUGCUUUAAAAAAAAGUUUAUGUCUGAAUAUGUAAAUAGUUUAUCAUAAUAUCUUGUACAGUCCAAUGUAAAGUUUUUAAUUCAACUUAAAAAAAAAUGUUGCCAUCACAUUUGUGUUCACAUUCUUCUUUAUACAGUACAAAAGAUCAAUUAUUUGCUAGGGGUAUUAUUGCUAAAACGAAAAGAAAAAAAAAUGAUAAUGUUACUAAAUUUUUUUAUGUUUGUUUUGUUUUGCUUGGCUUGAAAGUGUACACCAGCAAGUCUUUGGUUUCCAUGUGCAGUAUUGACGUGAGGUAAACUUAAGGUGAAUAAUUUUACAGUGGUGUGUGUGGAGAACAAUCUCCUCAGCUUUGGUAGUAUUAAUACACUAUAUCAAGUAAAAACAAACCAAUGAGUGACACAUUUGGGGGCAUCUAGGCACCACAGAAAUGUGGAUACUGUAUAUGAUUAAAUUAUCCCCACAGUAUCAAUUCAGGCAUAACAUAAUUUAAACACCAUUUUCUGUAUGUCUCGGUCCAUUGUAACAAUGCAAAAGUGGGCUGAUUUACUGCCUGUUUAAACUCAUUUACCUCAAGAAUUUCCUCCUUUUCUGUAAAAGAGACAGAAAUUGUGUUACAGAAAGCUUCUCACAUCACUCCAUCUUUUGUACUGCUGUUGACACUUACAAAUUAAAGAGACGUUUUGUUUUAAGAUUUGAGUAAUUAUUUUUAUUGCGGAGGCAUUCAUCAUAUCACUUCUACCUGUUUAGGUGUUUGCAUGCAGUGUAGGAAAACUGAGGGGUUGGAAAAGUAUAAAUCAAAUUAUACUGACUUAUUUUAGUCUAUUUUGAGAUGUU
Messenger RNA from Xiphias gladius (swordfish), 8011 nucleotides. It is a transcript of the gene sox6, whose product is annotated as SRY-box transcription factor 6. Gene Ontology annotation, cellular component: nucleus. Gene Ontology annotation, molecular function: RNA polymerase II cis-regulatory region sequence-specific DNA binding; DNA-binding transcription factor activity, RNA polymerase II-specific. The record is from RefSeq and is a predicted model, not a curated record. The transcript is spliced from 17 exons. NCBI's taxonomy places the organism in Eukaryota, Metazoa, Chordata, Actinopteri, Istiophoriformes, Xiphiidae. Gene Ontology annotation, biological process: cell fate commitment; positive regulation of chondrocyte differentiation; regulation of transcription by RNA polymerase II. Bases 432 to 2774 code for a protein of 780 amino acids.